Naegleria gruberi is the source of this 702-nucleotide messenger RNA. RefSeq lists its product as uncharacterized. The coding region runs from base 1 to 702 and encodes 233 amino acids. The transcript has a single exon. The record is from RefSeq and is a predicted model, not a curated record. NCBI's taxonomy places the organism in Eukaryota, Heterolobosea, Eutetramitea, Acrasida, Naegleriidae.
AUGAAAAGAAGAAUUAACGAAGGUUUUCUUUCAAGCUUGAAAGUUUUGGUUGUAUUGGUUGCUGUAUUAUUUAUUGCAAUACAAGGAACGUUGGCUAAUAAUAAUAUCGUCACUAAAUUAUUGAGUCAAGUUGAUCGAUUGAUUCAUUCCGAUUCUAGUAGAAGUAUUCAACAAUCGGGUACAGUAAUACUUUCUCCUGAAGGACAGGUAGUUUCUGGCUCUGUUUCAUAUGGAUCAUUUGAUCUAUAUUCAAUUACAAUGCCACCUUACAGUACAUUGAUUCUUUCAUUCAAACUUCCUUCCUCAUCAUCCUCUGUAACUGUUUAUGCUAAAGAAGGAUCAAUGCCAACACCUUAUCAUUACGAUUACAAAAUUGCAUCUCAAUAUUCUUCUCAAACAAUUGAUAAUUCUACUUUGCCUAUUUAUAUUACUGUUUAUGGAGAGAGUACAAAUACUAAUGAUUAUGUUUUGACAGCUUCUGUUACAUCAAUACUUCCUAAUUGGAUUAUUGGAGUUAUUGUUGCCUCAGUAAUUAUUGGACUUUUGAUUUUGGUUGCCUCAUUCCUCAUUCCAGUACUUAUUUGUCUUGGUGUUUGUGGAUGUGUUUGUUGUGCAGCAGCUUCAGCAAAUAGACCAAUUACCACAACUGAAAAUCCAGUCAAUUAUUAUCAACAAACUCCAACCUAUCAAAAACUCGAAUAA